CCAACAAUCGUCAACCUGUGGAUAGGGCGCGCGCGGCGCUGUCUCCAGUGCCACCCUCUCCCUCUCACACCAAGCCCGUUAUCCAGGACGCAUGAACUGGGAGAGGGUGCCGGGUUCGAUUCCCCAACGAGGAAGGACUGGAACCGAAAAGUUGAGGGGCUCGUGCGCCAUCCCCGCUUCAUGAAUGGCCGGACCAUGGAGGAGAUGCCAUUCGAAAGAGUCAAGACCCGGCGGAGAAAGGGUCACUGCCCAGCCGGUGCACCCCUGGGCGCCAUCGCCUGCGAGGACGAGUUCAACAGCCACGAGCUGGAGGCUCUCUUCCAGAACUACAACCUGAAGCUAGAGCAGACCGCCACCCUCAAGGCGCUGGCGGUGCUCAUUGUGGCCGCGUCGUCGCUAUCCCUGGUGGAGCUGCUGUCCAGCCCGCGUCUCACCUUGUCCAAGGGCUCGUACCCGGUGCACUGCGUGGUGUUCUUGUCGCUCUUCAUCGUCACUAACGUCAAGUACCUGCAGGUGACGCAGCUGCAGCAGAUCGCGAAGCUGACGCUACUGUUCAGCUUCACCUUUGCGCUGCUCUGCUGCCCGUUCCCGCUGGCGCUCGGCACAUCAGAGCUGGUGAGCACCGGAGCCCCUGAGCAAGGCGUGUGGCAGCUCAUGUUGGUCACCCUCGUGGCUUACGUGCUGCUGCCGGUACGGACGCUGCUGGCAGUGCUGUUCGGAGUGAUGCUGGCUGCAUCUCACUUCAUUGUCAUAGCGACGUCGGUCACGGGGAGGAAACAGAGGCUGUGGACACCGCUGGUAGCCAACGCGGUGCUGUUCACCAGCGUCAACUUGUCCGGGGUGUUUGUGAGGAUUCUCACAGAACGCACCCAGAGGAAAGUCUUCCUGCAGGCCCGAAACUGCAUCGAGGAGAGGUUGAGGCUGGAGGAUGAGAACGAGAAACAGGAGCGUCUGCUAAUGAGCCUUCUGCCCAGGAAUGUUGCCAUGGAGAUGAAGGAGGACUUCCUGAAACCGCCUGAGCGGAUCUUUCACAAGAUCUACAUCCAACGUCAUGACAAUGUCAGCAUCCUGUUUGCAGACAUCGUGGGUUUCACCAGCUUGGCCUCUCAGUGCACUGCUCAGGAACUGGUCAAACUGCUCAACGAACUCUUUGGGAAAUUUGAUGAGCUGGCUACAGAGAAUCACUGCAGGAGGAUAAAGAUCCUCGGGGACUGUUACUACUGUGUGUCCGGACUGACCCAACCCAAAGCAGACCACGCCCACUGCUGUGUGGAGAUGGGACUGGACAUGAUUGACACUAUUGCGUCAGUGGUGGAGGCGACAGAGGUGGAUCUGAACAUGCGUGUGGGUCUGCACACAGGACGGGUGCUGUGUGGCGUGUUGGGCCUCAGGAAAUGGCAGUACGACGUCUGGUCAAACGAUGUCACGCUGGCAAAUGUGAUGGAAGCCGGAGGGCUGCCUGGCAAGGUGCACAUCACACGAACAACCCUGGAGUGUUUGAAUGGAGACUACGAGGUGGAACCUGGCUUCGGACACGAGAGACAUGCCUUCCUUCAGAAGCACCACAUAGAGACGUAUUUCAUCGUGCCAUCACACAGACGCAAAAUCUUCCCAGGUCUGAUUCUGUCAGACAUCAAACCAGCCAAGAGGAUGAAGUUUAAGACCGUGUGCUACCUGCUAGUGCAGCUGAUGCACUGUAGGAAGAUGUUCAAGGCUGAGAUCCCUUUCUCAAACGUCAUGACCUGCGAAGAUGACGACAAGCGGAGAGCCCUGCGGACAGCGUCAGAGAAGCUGAGGAGUCGAACAUCCUUCUCAGCCACCGCCGUGCAGCACUCGCCAGCGACACGAGUCAAUCGCUACAUCGGGCGACUCAUUGAAGCGCGGCAGACCGAGUCAGAGACAUCAGACCUCAACUUCUUCACCCUGUUCUACCGGAGCAGAGACAGGGAGCGCAGGUAUCACCAGGUGUACGAUGACCAUUUCAUCAGCGCAGUGGUUCUCUCUCUGAUCCUCGCUGCUCUGUUUGGCCUUAUCUAUUUACUAAUGAUCCCACAGGGGAUGCUGGUGCUGCUGCUGCUAGUGCUGUGUGUGUGUUUCCACGUGGCCUGCAUCAUGUACCUACAUCUCACCAGUGUUCAGUGCCAACCAGGCUGCCUCACCAUCCAGAUCCGAACUGUGCUGUCCGUCUUCCUCGCUCUGCUCACCUACUCUGUAACCCAGACCUGCGUGGUUGGAUGUGUUCCUUGGGGCCGAUUUGGGUCAAACUCCAACGGCUCCCUGGAGGACGUCCCUGCAGACUCUCCUCUCGAGGUCGGACCCCAAAACAGCACAGUGGCAGACAGAGCUUGCACCAACAUGGCGUACGCACUUCUGUCCUGUGUGGCUGGCACCCUCACUGUUGUCCCCUACCUCCGAGUCUCCUCGCUACCCAAGAUCCUCCUGCUCCUGCUCCUCUCAGUCACCUACACUGUCGUCAUGGAGACCAGCGGAUAUCGACAAGCUGUGGGUGGAGGCUUUCUCCACACUAGAGGCUAUGAUCCUGUGUUGGCUGUGUUACUGUUUUCUGGAGCCCUGGCUCUGCAUUCAAGGCAGCUGGAUCUGAAGCUACGGCUCGAUUAUCUUUGGGCGACUCAGGCGGAGGAGGAGAGAGGCGACAUGGAGAAGGUGAAGUUGGACAAUAAGAGGAUCCUGUUCAACCUGCUGCCAGCUCAUGUGGCUCAGCACUUCCUCAUGUCUAACCCCAGGAACAUGGACCUUUACUACCAGUCCUACGCUCAGGUCGGUGUGUUGUUCGCUUCCAUCGCCAACUUUAAUGACUUCUACAUCGAGCUGGACGGGAACAACAUGGGCGUCGAGUGUCUCCGGCUGCUCAAUGAGAUCAUCGCAGACUUUGAUGAGCUGAUGGACAAAGAAUGUUACAGAGAUAUUGAAAAAAUCAAGACUAUUGGCAGCACAUACAUGGCUGCUGUAGGGCUGGUUCCUACAACUGCCUCCAAGACAAAGAAGUCCAUCACCUCUCACUUAUGCACAGUGUCUGAUUUUGCCAUUGAGAUGUUUGACGUCCUGGAUGCCAUCAACUACCAGUCAUACAAUGACUUUGUCCUGAGAGUCGGUAUCAAUGUGGGACCAGUUGUGGCAGGAGUGAUCGGAGCCAGAAGACCUCAGUAUGAUAUCUGGGGCAACACGGUGAACGUUGCCAGCAGGAUGGACAGCACCGGAGUACAGGGGAAGAUACAGGUGACAGAGGAUGUUCAUCGCCUCAUCACAGACUACUACAACUUUGUUUGCCGCGGUCAGGUGAGUGUGAAGGGCAAAGGUCAGAUGCUCACGUACUUCCUUGAGGAGCGUCGGCCAGGCAGCUGGCCGGUCCAGAGCCAGCAGCAGCAGCAGCAACCAAGAAGCUCGGAGCGAAGGUCCAGCGCCUUCAACCACGGUAGCGUGUGCACCAAACUGAGCCCCGGACCCACCGUCACCACGUACGCCUCCAUCAGGACUCCGAGCCCGAGCACCAACAAACCCACCACCUCCACCAGCACCACAAGGUACCUGCCCUCUGUUCCCACGGCUAUGGUAUGACGCGUGGAGGCAGGACACAAGAAUGAUUAUCGAAUAUCGACAAGUUAGCUUUUAGCAGAUUAAGCUUGUUGAAAGAAGAAGUUGAGCCACUCUUCUGCUAUGAUCUGUGGACGCAGAGAGGCUGAUCACCCAAUGGGAGGCCUGGACUCAUGUCUGGACUGUUUUCAGGAGUCUGAGGCAGAUCAGUUUCUCACACACAUGGCUGAUUGUUGGUGAAAUGACCUGUGUACUGAAUGCUUUAGCCAGGUUGCUCUGUUAUCAUUCAACAGCCAAGAGCAUCUUCACGAUUUCACAGCCAACUCCUAAAAACUGCGAUAACUACGAUAACAAUAAAAGCAUCAAAACAGAACUUACAGUGUAGCAUGCAUCCAGAAAAUUCCUUUAAUGACUUUAGCGGACCCUUUUAUCUCAGUGUAAAACCAAAUCAGUGCUGUUGCCUUAGCGACCACUCCUCAUGAUGAGUUUCUUUUUGCCAUUUUUCGUUGCCUUUUAGAUCAUUUUAUUGAUUUAUUGGAUGAAGACACAGAUAGCUACAUGUUUUUAAAGCCAAAUGUAGAAUUGUAAAUGGCAGUAAGUAGUAAAAAAAUGCCAAACUACGACAGGGCAUUGCCUUCAUCGUUUCCAGGUUGGCGAUGCGUUUCUGUGUUACUUCACUUUAUCCCUCUAACGGCACAUGAGACAGACUCUUUUUGAUUUUGCGAGCCGAGCCACUCAGGCUCGGCGUCUUUAAGUGCAUGAUGCCACUGCUGCAUUUCGGUCAUGUUUGCUGUCUGUUUCCCUGUGAUGCUUGACUUCCAGAUUCUUCCUCGUCUUAAAGUGUAGCAAUAAGAAGCGGUUCGUCUCCUAUCUCAGCCUCCUCAUCCUGCAUGCUGUAGCCGGCUGGAUCCUCUUUUUGACCUGAUAGUGUAUGUAGCCAAUAGAGUGUGUGUAGCUAGCCACACCAGUCUGUAACUCUGUGGUGCAUGACUUAGAAACUUAUUUUCUGUAUUGUGCGAGUGUGAUUCCUUCCUGACAGAGGUAUAUCUUAAAAAAGGAAACCUUUUCCUGCGUGUUUGUUUAAUAAUAAGAACUAUUUUCUAUUGUUGAAAUAUUCUGUUUUACUAUUUUUAUGAACUAAAAAAGCUGCUUUGGUAGAGAGAAGGAAAAACUGCUGUUUAUGAGGAGACACCCAAACCUUGCUGUCUGGCUUCCUCAUACAAACCCAGAUGAUUUAUUUUAUGGUACAGUAUGCUACUCACAGUACGGCUAACCACAGCCAUUAACUCUCCUCUAAUCUGUCCCAGCAUGCACCGCCUGCAAGCCUGUGGCUCCUCCAUGCAUGCUUUGAUGGAGCUAAUACAGGCUGAGCGGCAGUGACUCUGUUUUAAUGUAGUCCUCAUGCAUGCGCUAACAGCAGCGGUCCUCUUGAAUGUAAGGUGCUUUCUUGACCCGUGUCUUCUUCUUCUUGAGUUCUUGAGUAUCUGAACAUUUUGAGGACAUUUUUCAGGAUGGUUUAGAGAUCAGGCAUGGGGGGAUUACUCCUUCUCUUCCUCCUCCCCGCUCCUGCAGGUAGCUGGUUUUCAAAUGUGCCAACCUAUUUUCAUAAACAUAUCAAACUUUUUCUCUUUGAGCUGUAGCACAACUGAAUGUGUGGCUACGGUAGUUGUUAUACUUUCUUUUCUUUAGUUGUUGUUGAAUGCCUGUGUUUUUUCAGCUGUUCCUCAACAGUUUUGUACCUCUAAAUUAUGGCAAGUGUUGAGUUUCUGAGCGACUAUAACCUGACUGAAACGAUGUUGUUGUAUUUAUCAUAAUAUAGAUUUUAAAGUCUAUACAGUAGCUUGAACGCCUACUUAAGUUUCUAAGAGAUUAAAUGAGGAUUUUUAUACAUUUGCUUUAAACAGAAGUUGGAGAGUUGAUGGAAAGGAGUCAUGUACAAUAUUUUUCCUGUAAAUUGGAUAUUUUCAUACUGUAUGAUACGGGUUUCAGUUGUUAUAUGUAGGUAUUAAUAUCUAUUACUGUACAUUGAAGAGUCUUUUUCAGAGAUAUAUUGCAAAUGAAACAACAUUUGUCGAGUUUUUUUGUUGCAGAUGUAUUUAUUGAGAUGUUUUAUGUGAAUGUACAUUUUGUUAAAGAUGAUAUUUUAUACUAAGUGUUUGCACUGCGAUGAUAUUGACGUAUUAAGGUUAUAAAAAUAAAGCCAGAGGGGAUGUGUCUCCUGAAGUAUGA
Messenger RNA from Notolabrus celidotus (New Zealand spotty), 5781 nucleotides. RefSeq names its product adenylate cyclase type 1-like. NCBI's taxonomy places the organism in Eukaryota, Metazoa, Chordata, Actinopteri, Labriformes, Labridae. The transcript has 20 exons. Gene Ontology annotation, cellular component: plasma membrane. The record is from RefSeq and is a predicted model, not a curated record. Gene Ontology annotation, molecular function: adenylate cyclase activity. The coding region runs from base 181 to 3576 and encodes 1131 amino acids. Gene Ontology annotation, biological process: adenylate cyclase-activating G protein-coupled receptor signaling pathway; intracellular signal transduction; cAMP biosynthetic process.